This is a messenger RNA of Drosophila biarmipes, 1562 nucleotides long. Its product is annotated as calcium uptake protein 1 homolog, mitochondrial. Gene Ontology annotation, cellular component: uniplex complex. The record is from RefSeq and is a predicted model, not a curated record. Bases 154 to 1419 code for a protein of 421 amino acids. Gene Ontology annotation, molecular function: calcium ion binding. Gene Ontology annotation, biological process: mitochondrial calcium ion homeostasis; calcium import into the mitochondrion. Lineage: Eukaryota; Metazoa; Arthropoda; Insecta; Diptera; Drosophilidae. The transcript is spliced from 2 exons.
UCAGUUUGAGUUGGCUGCAAAAAAAUCGAAAGGGAGAGCAAAACUGACCCAAAUUCAGAGCAAACCCAAAUCGCUUUCACCGCACCACUAGCUAAAUUCGAAGUUCCAUCAUUCGUGGCUUUCUUCUGUUUAUGAUAGUUUCAAAAGCCAAAUAUGACGCGCUUCUGGCCACUGGUUUUCCUUGGGGCACGCUCUACUUCAGUUUUCUCGCAUUUAUUGAGUGACAGCCUUGGGGAAAGCUGGCCGUUCGCUUUGCAAGCCUCCUCUGAUCAAGAGGUGAAACAAAAAACUACGAUACCGAAGAAGCGCCCUUUAAGCUCGCACCGAGCUUCGUUCCGUGAUUAUACCAUCAGGCAGUACGAGAACCGCCUCAGACUGUUCUCCCAUCCCACGAAGAUCUUCCGCUACUUUGCCACCAUCAAAAUGAGGAACAAGUACGGUAAAUGGGAACUGUACAUGACCGCCUCCGAUUUCAUGAGAUCCAUUCAGCCAGGAGUCAGGCAGCCGGAGAACUUGGGCCUGGACAAGUUCCACAUUCUCGAUGAGAAGGCGGCCAGGAAGUGGAAGCCGGAUGUCGGGGAGGACAGCAUCUUCCUGAAGAUCGAGGGGCGGGGCCUGCUGACCUACAGUGACUACGUGCUGCUGACCAUCCUGCUGUCCAUUCCGGAGCGAAACGUUAGAAUCGGCUUCAAGCUGUUCGACGCGAAUGGUGACGGCAACGUGACCAUCGAGGACAUGGAGCAGGUGCUUAUGGCCAUCACCCAGGGCGAGGCCUCCGUGAUGAACUCACACCUGAAGAGGUAUCUCUUUGGCUCGCGACUGAGCAGAACCAUGGGGGCUACUGACUUUCUGGAGUUCCUGCAAGAGCUGCACACUGAGAUCCACACGCAUCAGUUCGAGAGCUUGUUGAAGGGAUCCAGAACUGUGAUCUCCGAGCUGGACUUUGCCAAGGUGGUCUUGGGCUUCCGAAGUUCCCGCAGCGAGACUCGCGAAACUCUUAAGCGGGUCAAGGAAAAGUUUGGCAACAUGGGUCGUGGUAUAAGCCUGGAGGAGUUCCUGGCCUUCUUUCGCUUUGUGCAGGAUGUGGGAGUUAUGGAUAACGAGCUGGCCUUCUACUACUUCACCGGGGCGCACAUCUCACCCAAAACACUGCGACACAUCUCCUACGUGGUGACCGGCGUGAAACUCUCCGAACAUCUUACCGAGGUGAUUUUCUCCAUCUUCGAUCGUGAUAGCGACAACAUUAUUCAGCGCAAGGACUUUACCAAGAUGAGGCGUCAGUGGAUGCACCCCGUUCCGUUGCGAACCAACCUGAGGUUCUCGUCCACGAUAUGCAUUGUCUGCAAGUGCCUGUGGAAAGUACUACCAUCCUGGAAAAAGAAGGGAAUUCACAUAAGGGAACCGCUUCUAGUUCGCUGACAUCACUGCACUGGGAGGAAUUGUAUUUAAACGUAACUUUGACUUGAUAUUUGUAUCAACUGUAGCUGUGUAUUAUUUUACAUAUGUAUUGAUUUUUUGACAACCUUAAUUGUCAAUACAUAUAGUACUAUAGCAUAGAACGA